GUUCCGGCAUUGAAGGAGAUGAAAGCAACACAAAUGUUGCAAAUACACCGAGGGUCAAUUCGCGAUUUACAAUUUUCUCCGGAUGGCCGAAUGGUUGCUUCGUCCAGUGAAGCUAGGAUCGUACGGCAACUAUCUACAAGGUCGAGGACCCGUUCACUCCCCAUCGUGUGCUCGCACAUCCAACAGGCUUUGUGGGAGUGGUCGUCUGGGUCUCCAAUUGGAAACAUGCUACUCACCAAAUUGCAGCGCACAGUCAAAUUAUGGACUGAGGAUGGCGUAUGCAGAAAAACUAUUGAUCGAAGGACACCUGUGCAGUCAGUUGCGUGGUUUCCAGAAGGCGAAUUGUUCUUGUUGGUGGAAGGUAAUAGCAUUAUCAAUCUAGACUUAAACGGCGUCGUUUUGGAUCGAUAACACUUCACAAGUAUGCAAAUCCAUGACGUUGCGAUUACGCCCGACUGUGCCCGGAUGUUAUGUGUAGGAUCGCUAGUCGCGUCGGAAGAGGGCUUGCAACCAGACAAGUCCCGAUCUGAGAAACAAAUCGUUGUUUACAACUUAUAUACCAGGAGGAGUGAAAGUCGAGCACCUGUUCUUCGCGAUGCUCGUAAUAUCAGCCUGACAAAGGCCGGAACUAUGGCACUGGUUAGCUACGAUGAUAUGGCUCCUCCCCAACUCUGGGAAAUGCAAUACCUCAUAAGUCACUCACCUACACGCAUACGUCGGUUGAUUCUGUGUCAUACAUAUGUGCCGAAAGGUGCUGUCGACUUUGCCGGUCCAAGCUCGUUCGGAGGGAACGAAGAUCCACUAGUGAUCGCUGUAGGGAAAAAUAAUGAAAUUCAUAUUUGGGAUCGGGACUCUGCCUUCCUGAUACAUUACGUUAGGCCUCAAUCGGAAGAGAACGAGAUAUCUUGCAUCGCUUGGAACCAUGGCUAUGAUUCCCUGAUGUUCGCUACUGGCAGCCAAGGUGGGAUGGUAAAGGUGUGGACUGUACCGGAUCCCUCAUCUGCCAAAGCACCUGUGGGAAAUAUUCCUGAAUAUUCAUAUUCGACGCAUCCGUCUCGUCCCCCUUCAUUACGAACUCCAAAUAGCCCAAUUCAUAGACAGGAACAGGGAGGCCACGGACCAGAAGACAUUUCAACGGAAGUACAAGUUGCUUCACAAGCUCUCAGUCUGAUCGGUUCCGUUAUGUCGGAUGAAUCUGACUUCCAAUAAGUAGCGCCCCCAUGAUAGCAGAACGAUCCCUUCAGCGAUUCCAUGCCCUGCCCCUCCCUGCACUUUGC
Messenger RNA from Somion occarium, 1277 nucleotides. The record is from the annotation of a GenBank genome assembly. Lineage: Eukaryota; Fungi; Basidiomycota; Agaricomycetes; Polyporales; Cerrenaceae.